UCUCUGCCCCGAUCUGUGGCCAGGAGCUAUUCCUGAAAACUGCUGACCGGAGAGAACUGAAGGUACAGAACUGUUCUUUCUCUACCAAUCCAAGAACACUUUCACCAACGGUUUCCCAGACAGUACCAGCUUUCCUACAGAUCAGUGUGGACGCGGGGCCCUGUGGUGUCCACGUCCGGAAAGCUACUCCUGCUCCUUGGUGUGAGACUCCAACUCCAAAGGGUGGUGACCUGGGACUUCUGUGGCUGCUCCCGGAGACUGCUCCCCCAUGCAGUGGCUGCUGAGGUCCCGGGCCCUCUGGGGCCUCCACACGUCCUGCCGUGGCUUCCGCCCUCCACCUUGGCACUUGCACUACCAGUCUUUGUCAGGCGCUGGAACCCCGAGAUGGAGUGACCACCAUAACCCCGAAGAAUUCAACUUUGCGAGGGAUGUGUUCGACUACUGGACCCAGAUGGAGAAGGAGGGCAGGAGAGGGCCAAACCCAGCCCUGUGGUGGGUGAAUGACCGAGGGGAUGAAGUGAAGUGGAGUUUCAAGGAAAUGACAGACUUGACCUGCCGCACAGCCAACGUCCUUACACAGACUUGUGACCUGAAGCAGGGGGAUCGGCUGCUCCUGAUUCUGCCUCGAGUGCCCGAGUGGUGGCUGGUGACCCUGGGCUGCAUCCGAGCAGGGAUUAUCGUCAUACCAGGGACCACCCAGAUGAUGGCCAAAGACAUUCUCUACCGACUACAAGUGUCCAAAGCCAACAGCAUUGUAACCACAGACACCCUGGCCCCAGAGGUGGACUCCAUGGCUUCUGGGUGUCCUGCUCUGAAAACCAAGCUCCUGGUGUCUGACCACGGCUGUAAAGGGUGGCUGGACUUCCGUUCCCUGAUUAAAGCAGCGUCCCCAGACCACACCUGUGUCAAGUCACAGAGCAGGGACCCAGUGGUCAUCUUCUUCACCAGCGGUACCUCGGGCUUCCCCAAGAUGGUGAAACACAACCACAGAUUUGCCUUACGCAGCUCCCUCCCUUCAUGCAGGCACCUGAUGCAGCUGAAGACGAGUGACAUCUUCUGGUGCAUGUCAGACCCAGGCUGGAUUAUGGCCAUGAUAGGGUCCAUGGUGGAACCAUGGACAGCAGGGUCUACAGUUUUCGUCCAUGAACUGACCCAGUUUGACCCGAAGGUCAUCGUAAAGACAAUGUUCAAAUACCCCAUCACUCAAUGCCUUGCUGCGCCCACUGUGUUUCGAAUGAUUCUGCAACAGAAUUUCGCCAGUCUCAGGUUCCCCACCCUGGAGUACUGCUGGUGUGGCGGCGAGGCCCUGCUGCCCGAAGAGCAGCACAAGUGGAGACAAGAGACGGGCAUCCAGCUCACCCAGAUCUACGGACAGUCGGAAACGGGCAUAACGUGCAGCACUCCCAGGGGAAUGAAGGUCAAGCCUGGUUCCUUGGGGAAACCCAUCCCACCCUUCGACAUUCAGAUCAUCGACGACACGGGCAACGUCCUGCCGCCCAACACCGAAGGCAACAUUGGCAUCAGGAUCAAGCCCACCAGGCCCAUAGGCCUCUUCAUGGGCUACGAGGAUGACCCAGUGAAGACAGCCAAAGUUGAGUGUGGGGACUUUUACAACACCGGGGACAGAGGAACUAUUGAUGAAGAGGGCUACCUCUGGUUCUUGGGGAGGAGCGAUGACGUCAUCAUUACCGCUGGGUACCGGAUCGGGCCCUCAGAGGUGGAGAACGCCCUGGCGGAGCACCCGGCGGUGGCUGAGUCAGCUGUGGUGAGCAGCCCGGACCCGAUCCGAGGGCAGGUGGUGAAGGCAUUUGUGGUCCUGACCCCCCAGUUUGUGUCCCAGGAUCCGGAGCAGCUCACCAAGGAGCUGCAGCAACAUGUGAAGUCAGUGACGGCCCCGUACAAGUACCCGAGGAAGGUGGAGUUUGUCCCCAAGCUGCCCAAAACUGUCACUGGCAAGAUUAGAAGAAAUGAACUUCGAAAAAAGGAGUUUGGUCAGAUGUAAGCGGCAAUCAACUCAGAACCCGCUUCUGAGUGUGACUGGGGGUAAAUCCCUGGCUGCCUCAGUUUCCCCACUCUGGUGGCGGUGUUGAGAGAGUUGAUUUGGAAGGGUCCCAGACUGGCAGCAUUCCAGCAUUUUUGUUCUUUUAAAUUAACAUCAGUCACUAUCCUACCUCCAAGUCUCCUGUCCCUUGGAUUGCCCAGGUGAGCGCUCAGAUUGGGGCUGGAGGUAAUAAAAUACUGAUGUCAGCAUCACCGGA
Molecule: messenger RNA, 2258 nt
Organism: Rhinolophus ferrumequinum (greater horseshoe bat)
Lineage: Eukaryota; Metazoa; Chordata; Mammalia; Chiroptera; Rhinolophidae
Gene: ACSM1
Product: acyl-CoA synthetase medium chain family member 1
Exons: 15
Coding region: 269-2002 (577 amino acids)
Biological process (GO): acyl-CoA metabolic process; fatty acid biosynthetic process
Cellular component (GO): mitochondrial matrix
Molecular function (GO): fatty-acyl-CoA synthase activity; fatty acid ligase activity
Source: RefSeq, a predicted model, not a curated record